AUGACCUCUGAAUCUGAAUGGCUCUGCUCGAUGUUUAGAUUCCCUCAUCAAUUUCAUUUAGGAAUUGGAAUGAUGCGGGCCAAGAGCAGUGAGGGCAGAAACAGAAGUAGCACCAGAACUAAAAAGGCCUUCCUUAUACAAACCACAAUAAGCUGGAAUUCUGGAAGACUAAAAAAGGCUGACCGCAUGGAUGGUGAGGACCGCAGCUGGGGCGGCGGCCGGCCUCCGCCACUCCGCUCGCUGCUCCUGCACUGGUUUCUGAACCGCAUCCCGUCACCUCCACUCGUCAUCGCCAAGCGCCAAGGAUCACACACGUCUCUCUUUGGUAUCCAUUUGAAUGAAAUACUAGAUGAACAAAAGGGGCUUACUGCGUCCAAGCGGGACUGGAUUGAAGAAGAAAUGUAUUAG
Rangifer tarandus platyrhynchus (Svalbard reindeer) is the source of this 408-nucleotide messenger RNA. NCBI's taxonomy places the organism in Eukaryota, Metazoa, Chordata, Mammalia, Artiodactyla, Cervidae. The record is from the annotation of a GenBank genome assembly.